CUGGGUCUCAAACAGACGAAACACUUGAGACGAAAAUACUCGACUAGUGAAAAUGAGCGGAAGAGGAAAAGGAGGAAAGGGACUCGGUAAAGGAGGCGCCAAGCGUCACCGUAAAGUCCUCCGUGAUAACAUCCAGGGAAUCACCAAACCCGCCAUCCGCCGUCUGGCUCGCCGUGGUGGAGUCAAGCGUAUCUCCGGUCUGAUCUACGAGGAGACCCGCGGAGUGCUGAAGGUCUUCCUGGAGAAUGUCAUCCGUGAUGCCGUCACCUACACCGAGCACGCCAAGAGAAAGACCGUGACCGCUAUGGAUGUGGUUUAUGCUCUCAAGAGGCAGGGACGCACUCUGUACGGCUUCGGAGGUUAAACUCAUCCACAAUUACAACAAAACAAAGGUCCUUUUAAGGACCAAACACUCACUCUGAGAGAGCCUUUACCUCCAUAAAUCCAACUGCUGUAAUGUCUCGAAGAAAUAUGUUAUAUACAAUACCUAUACUGAAUAUGGGAACUUUUUUUUUCUGUUUCAUGACAGUGCAGAUGCAUAAAUAAAAGUCUUAAGUCAAAGUAUA
Molecule: messenger RNA, 566 nt
Organism: Thunnus maccoyii (southern bluefin tuna)
Lineage: Eukaryota; Metazoa; Chordata; Actinopteri; Scombriformes; Scombridae
Product: histone H4
Exons: 1
Coding region: 53-364 (103 amino acids)
Biological process (GO): nucleosome assembly
Cellular component (GO): nucleosome
Molecular function (GO): protein heterodimerization activity; structural constituent of chromatin; DNA binding
Source: RefSeq, a predicted model, not a curated record